This is a messenger RNA of Lingula anatina, 678 nucleotides long. RefSeq lists its product as uncharacterized. The record is from RefSeq and is a predicted model, not a curated record. NCBI's taxonomy places the organism in Eukaryota, Metazoa, Brachiopoda, Lingulata, Lingulida, Lingulidae.
AUGAAAGGAGUUAAGUACAUGACAGUUUUAGAUGCCAAUCAGGGAUAUUUUCAACUAGAAUUAGAUGAUAAAUCCAAGAACUACGCGGCAUUUGUUACACCAUUUGGCAGAUAUAGAUACAAGACACUACCUAUGGGAAUUACGUCAGCACCAGAGUUGUUUAUGAGAGCAUUUGGAGAUAUUUUUGGAGACAUAGAAGGUCUUGAAAUGAUAAUGGACGAUUUCCUGAUCAUAGGCAGUACAUUAGAAGAAUACAAUAAAACAUUGAAACAAGUGCUGCAGAGGGCAAAAGAAAAUCACAUUACAUUCAACAUUAAGAAAGUACAGACAAAGAAAUGGUUUAGUGUACAUGGGAUUCCAGAGCAGGUAACAAGUGGUCUUCCAUUUAACAGCAGUGAAUGGAAACAUUUUGCAGAAUCUUACAAUUUUGUACACAAGACUUCAUCACCAGAACAUCCGCAGGCAAAUGGGAUGGUAGAAAAAUAUGUAGGGAUUGCGAAGAAGAUGUUAAUUAAAUGCAAUGAGACCAGGAGUGAUCCAUAUUUAGCCUUACUAAACAUCAGAAAUACCCCCAGAGAUGAGAACACACGCUCACCUGUUCAGAGGUUGUUUAGCAGAAGAACAAGGACAAUUAUACCAACAUCAGUUGAAAAGUUAAAACCACAGGUAAAACAAUAA